Messenger RNA from Radiomyces spectabilis, 1146 nucleotides. RefSeq names its product Bromodomain-containing protein. The coding region runs from base 1 to 1146 and encodes 381 amino acids. Gene Ontology annotation, cellular component: histone acetyltransferase complex. Gene Ontology annotation, molecular function: protein binding; histone H3 acetyltransferase activity. The record is from RefSeq and is a predicted model, not a curated record. Gene Ontology annotation, biological process: chromatin remodeling; positive regulation of transcription by RNA polymerase II. NCBI's taxonomy places the organism in Eukaryota, Fungi, Mucoromycota, Mucoromycetes, Mucorales, Radiomycetaceae. The transcript has 8 exons.
AUGAAUGUGAAUGGACUGUUCCAUGCCAAAGACGGUGUCCUGGAUGGCGAUGGCAACUUGAAGAUCUUGGAUGAAUAUAAAGCUUAUGAAAAGAAGGAAAGCGCUGCGAUGCUUGAAGAACGGAAUGGCGAGAUUGAGAUUCGAGUGGUAUCCAAUGAUGGCGAUGCGGAAAGUAUGAUUCUUUUAACAGGGUUGAAGAACAUUUUCCAAAAGCAACUACCCAUGAUGCCCAAAGAGUACAUUGCGAGGCUGGUAUAUGACAGGAAUCACUGCAGUAUAGCCCUGAUCAAACAUCCAAUGAAAGUCAUUGGUGGCAUUUGUUACCGGCCAUUUGAUGCGCAAGAAUUUGCUGAAAUUGUAUUCUGCGCUAUUGCUUCCACCGAGCAAGUCAGGGGUUAUGGAUCACACUUGAUGAACCAUUUAAAAGAUUACAUUUUAACGCAUACCAACAUGAAACACUUUCUCACGUACGCUGACAAUUAUGCCAUUGGAUAUUUCAAGAAGCAGGGCUUUACAACUGAAAUUACCUUGGACAAGCGAAAAUGGGUUGGAUAUAUCAAAGAUUACGAGGGCGGAACGAUUAUGCAGUGCACGAUGGUUCCGAAAGUGAAAUACCUUCAAGUACACAAAAUCCUAGCAAUACAACGAAGAGCCGUAUAUGAAAAGAUGAAGCAAUUUUCAACGUCCCAUAUUGUAUACCCUGGCAUUCAAAUGUCGAUUGAUGAAGAUGGCAACAAGAGAAUCGAUCCGUUGCAGGUUCCCGGUGUUAAGGAAUCAGGCUGGACUCCAGAAAUGGAUCAACUAUCCAAUCGACCACGGCACCCACCACAUUAUAAUCAGAUGCGUCAUUUGGUGACUGAGUUACGAGGCAAUGCGCAUUCAUGGCCUUUUCAUGACCCUGUGAAUGCAGACGAAGUGACAGACUACUACGACGUCAUUAAAGAACCUAUGGAUCUGGCGACACUGGAACAAAACGUGGAAAAUGAUUACUAUCAGACAAUGGAUCAAUUUGUUCGCGACGUACAAAAGAUUUUUGAUAACUGCAGGUUAUAUAAUGCUGAAUCGACAAACUAUGCGCGAUGUGCUAAUCGACUGGAGCGAUACUUUAACGAGCGUUUGCGCGUCUGGACGAGCGGAGAUAGUUAG